AUGUCAUCCACGCCCCAAAUCCGCUCCCUCUACCGCCGCCUCCUGCGCGAACUCCCCGUCAAAGACCAAACGACCCGGACCGCGCACCAAAAGCUGUCUGCCGCCUCGCCUCUGCAAAAGCGUCUACGCGCGCAGUUCUCCACAACAAACCCCAACGCAAACGCCGCGAGUCAGGAGGCGCAGGCAGAACAGUUCAUCCAAUACGUGCAGGCGCAAAGAAUGUACGCGACGCUGAUCGAGCGGUAUAAUCCGGGCAUGGGGAUGAGCGAGGAGGAGAGGGUAAGGCUGAGUGCGAGGAGGAUUGGGAUGAAUCUGCCGGUCGAGUUUGACGGUGGGGAGGGGAAAGAGUAGGGGG
Messenger RNA from Macroventuria anomochaeta, 355 nucleotides. RefSeq lists its product as uncharacterized. The coding region runs from base 1 to 351 and encodes 116 amino acids. Gene Ontology annotation, biological process: mitochondrial proton-transporting ATP synthase complex assembly. Gene Ontology annotation, cellular component: mitochondrial matrix. The record is from RefSeq and is a predicted model, not a curated record. The transcript has a single exon. Lineage: Eukaryota; Fungi; Ascomycota; Dothideomycetes; Pleosporales; Didymellaceae.